AUUCUAUUUUUCCAUCCUAACGCGUAAAACUGGGGCACGAUAAAGUUCACUCAAAUAAGCAAUAAAAACAUCUAUUUGUCAUCCCUCACGACAAGAUCCAACAUGCAUCGCACAAUGGUUUCUCGUUGCUGUUUCGUCCUAGUUUUUCUCACCUGCAUUGUGGGCGUCACCACUUUACAGCGUUGUCGUGACUGUGACUAUAGAGGCGAAUCGUACACGUCACUGACUGUUUUCGGGGUUCAGCUUUCCAAGUGUCACUUCCAGAGAUGUUUCUGCCGCUGUAGCGGAUCUGUGAACUGCCCCUUAUCUCAGAGAAGAGUCACGUGCAAGGAUGAGUGUAUUAUGUGUAGAAAUCCAUUCACCGGAAAUCAGUUACCGCCCUUUACCACCUUUCGGCACAGGUCUAGAACGCUUGGAUUGUUGAACUGUGAAUGUGGAUGCCACGGGUCUUACUCUUGCACAAGCGCAUAUGGAUAGAUCGGAAAACAUGUGUACUCAAAUGAUACGAAUGCACAACUCUGUUUGAUUCAAGAUAAGAUUCUGUUAAAUCAUGAUAAAAUUUAUUGCAAGGCGUGGUAUGUUUUUAAUAUGACAGUUUAAAGUUAGAUGUAU
Messenger RNA from Ostrea edulis (European flat oyster), 612 nucleotides. RefSeq lists its product as uncharacterized. NCBI's taxonomy places the organism in Eukaryota, Metazoa, Mollusca, Bivalvia, Ostreida, Ostreidae. The coding region runs from base 103 to 477 and encodes 124 amino acids. The transcript is spliced from 2 exons. The record is from RefSeq and is a predicted model, not a curated record.